Papaver somniferum (opium poppy) is the source of this 1149-nucleotide messenger RNA. Its product is annotated as thaumatin-like protein 1b. The transcript is spliced from 2 exons. The coding region runs from base 84 to 893 and encodes 269 amino acids. NCBI's taxonomy places the organism in Eukaryota, Viridiplantae, Streptophyta, Magnoliopsida, Ranunculales, Papaveraceae. Gene Ontology annotation, cellular component: extracellular region. Gene Ontology annotation, biological process: defense response. The record is from RefSeq and is a predicted model, not a curated record.
CAAGGAAAACUCGGAGGUCAACAGUAAACGAGUGACUAAUUACUGUUACCAACUUACCAUAACAGCUAAAAAAAAAUCUUGAAAUGGUCACCGAACCAAAUGUAAUGUUCACUCCUACUUUCAAGUACUUCUGUGAAAAAGAAGAAAAAGUUGGCCGAGGAAACAAAUUUUCGAUGGAAGCGAAAGGAUGUUUCGCCGUUUUCUUGGCUCUCGUGUCCAUAACAGGUGCAUUUUCGACUACGUUUACCGUUAAAAACAAUUGUCCAUACACAGUAUGGCCAGGCACAUUGACCGGGGGUGGUGGAUCCCAAUUAUCUAAAACCGGGUUUGAACUUGCACCUGGGGCAUCAUCAUCUGUAGAUGCUCCAGCUGGAUGGUCAGGCCGAUUUUUUGCCAGAACUGGUUGCUCCACUGAUUCCGGAAGGCUCACCUGUGCCACAGCAGAUUGUGCUUCGGGUGCAGUUGAAUGCAAUGGUGCUGGAGCUAUUCCACCAGCAACCCUACUUGAAUUCAAACUAAACGGUGACGGUGGUAAAGAUUUUUACGAUGUUAGCCUUGUUGAUGGUUACAACUUGCCAGCCUCUAUCACUCCAAAAGGUGGUUGUAGUUCGACUGAAUGCCGAAGUAAUAUAAACUCUAUUUGCCCACCACAAUUAAGCGUUAAGGAUGGUGGUGGGAGUGUAGUUGCUUGUAAGAGUGCUUGCGAAGCAUUGCGUGAACCUCAAUAUUGUUGUACCGGUUCCUUCAAUACUCCUCAGACUUGUCCUCCAACGGAUUAUUCAAAGAUCUUUAAAGAUGCUUGUCCUCAAGCUUAUAGUUACGCAUAUGAUGAUGCAAGUAGCACAUUUACUUGUGCUGCUGGUGGUAACUACGACAUUACAUUCUGUCCCUGAAUAGAAAUCUAGGGUGAUCUGUUCUACUCUACAUGGAUGAGUGAAUAAGAGAAGACUUGUUUGUUAAAGGCAAGUCUUUUCAUCUCUAUUGUUUUCUUAUCAACCUAUGUUUUAGUUUUUCUUUGUUACGGGUCAUUAGAUCCUUGACUGCGUGUUUUUAAAUAAAUUGUAAUGGUAUUGUUGCCCAUUACAAAGUGGAUACCAUAUAUUGUUGUAAUUCGCAUUUCUUAAAUAAAAAGUUUCGGAUGUUGUUUAA